Molecule: messenger RNA, 2597 nt
Organism: Lentinula edodes (shiitake mushroom)
Lineage: Eukaryota; Fungi; Basidiomycota; Agaricomycetes; Agaricales; Omphalotaceae
Product: Man1-Src1p-C-terminal domain-containing protein
Exons: 7
Coding region: 1-2490 (829 amino acids)
Cellular component (GO): nuclear inner membrane
Molecular function (GO): chromatin binding
Source: RefSeq, a predicted model, not a curated record
AUGUCCCGGCUUACUGCCGCUCAAAUCAUCGCUCAAGGCGAUUACCUUGAGCCCGAUUUCCAGCCUACAACUCUCACUAUCUCUCAGCUACUGGGCGUCCUUGGUUAUCACAAUAUCAUUUACCCGACUCCGUACUCGAAAGCGAAACUCGUCCAAGUUUUUAAUGACGAAGUCAAACGGCGAGCCGCAAAAUUCAAGAAGGAGAGGAUAAAGAAAGAGAAUAGUAUUGCGAGCGAUGAUGGAAUCAAGGAUGGGGUCACUGGCGAGUAUCUCAGCGGUCCUCCAAUCAUAAGGAGAUCCUCUAGGCGACUUUCACGCGCGCCUUUAAAUCUCGAUGACGAGGAAGAAUCACCACCUAAACCUGACCCUCCUAAGCGACGUCGUUCGUCUGCACAACCCAGGCUAGGCGGUGCCUCCUCGCGCAAAGCUACUGCUCCGCCUGUACAACCUGCUGUCCUUGAAGAAAGUGAACCUGAAGAAGCUGCAGAAGAUCAAGAACCGGUUCGCAAAGUCAAACGUACCACGAAAAGGGCAACUGCUGGGACUCAAAGUCGUCGGAUAUCGCAAGCCGAUGACAGUGGUUGGGAAGAUAACAAUAUCUUUCAGUCUGGUGCCGAAUCAUCUUCUCCUCUCCGACCUUCACCUGCUCGGUCCAAAGGCCGAAAGAGUUCUGGUCCAAGAAAAUCACGAAAGUCAAUGUCGGCACCGCCCAAUGUAUCUCCCUCUUCCUCGCCUGCGAAAUCCUCAUUCAUACCGACCUUCUCACCGCCUCAGUCCAAAUUUGAACCAGAGAUACCUGAGUUCGAUAACAGCCGCUUGAGCAGUCCUCCGCCGCGAACUUCAAGCCAAUGGAAAUUUGUUUCCAAACCAUACACUCCUCCUUCACGCUCAUCGAGGCGUCAAGAAGUUCAAUAUGAAGAUGUAGAAGUGCCCCUCCGCGAUGAGGACGAGCCACAAUCAUCUUUUCCUGACCCGGUUCCUAUGAAAUUGGUUGCGGAGCUUGAUCGUGAUGCUGGGGAAAUUUCGGAGAUCGAUCUUCCGAAUAUGGAGUCUGAAGGUUCGGACGAUGCAGACGAGCAGAACGCUGUGAUACAACAACAUAUUGCUGACGAAGGCACAAUUGUGAAGCUAUCCCGCCAGUCCCUUCUAACCGAGGACACAAAACCAAUGUCAGUGCUCAGUCGUCUGUUACUCCUCGCCCUUGUUGGGGUCGUGUCGUAUUUUACCUUUGAAUACAAGGAAGAGUCAGCUUCCAUAGGUUAUUGCGAUACCGGAAGUAGCACAAACCGCGUUCUGGAGGAAUUGAAAUCAACACGAUCCUUGAUUAUUGAAUGCAAUAACGAGAAUAGGACGACUCUCUACGACCAUGUCCUUGUUCUAGACUCUCCUCCAUGUCCGGUGGUUCCUAUUCCUCUGUAUCCAGAAUCAUGCACGCCUUGUCCGGAGCACGCUAUCUGCUCGGGACAUACUAUCGCUUGUGAAAAGGCUUACAUCUUGAAAUCACCCUUCUUACUCUCAUUCCUCCCGCCUAUUGCGGACCCUUCUAAAACGACUUUGUCUACUUCUGUCUCCCCGUCUGAUAUAGCUUGGAAAGUCAUAUCGAUUAUUUUCGAUGGUCUUCCCGGCUUCGGUAAUGUUGCAUUCCCUCCCAGCUGUGUCGAGGAUCCGAGGCGCAAAAGACAUAUUGGUGCACUGGGGAAAGGCAUUGAAGCAUUACUUGGACAGCAUCGUGGUAGCCUGCUUUGCAACGCAGAGGCAGAUAUGAUUAUUAAGGAUGUAGACGGCGGGGAAGCCAGAAGGUGGGGUAUGCAGGUUCAUGAGCUUAAGGAGAAAAUGCGCGAAGGAGUUGAUCCUCAGCACGUUUUGCCAAAUUUCGAUGAUUUAUUCAAUGAAGCUGUGCAACAACUCGUGCAAUGGGGUGGUGUCCUAAUUAGCGAAGAUGCGAAGGGCCAAAGAUACCUUGCUCACAAAACAGCUUCGUUGUCCUUGACUUGCAAACUUACUGUCAAAUCUCGCGAAACUUGGUCUGAAUGGCGUGGAACUGUUGCUGCCUUGAUCGUGGUAUAUCUAUUUUUCUAUGCCAGCUCUAGCCGCCGUUCAAAGAAGAAGAUUGAAUCCAAACGAAUCGCAAGUUUAGUUCAAAUCGCGAUCGAUGCUCUUCAGCAUCAAGAGCUCGCACAUUAUACCGAUCCAGUCAGCACCCCGCAACCCUUCCUUUCAUCCAUCCAGCUCCGGGAUCUCGUCCUUCAAGAAGAGCAUUCGGUCACUGUGCGCCAAAAGGUAUGGGAAAAAGUCGAGAAAAUCGUAGAAGGGAACGCAAAUGUACGGGCUAACUUGGAAGAAGUUUAUGGCGGUGAUGAAUUGAGAGUUUGGAGAUGGGUAGGUAGCACUGCUGGAUCGAUCGAUGGUGGGAGAGGUAUUGUUAAACAGAAUGAUAGCUUGGAGUUGAAUAGUCCCUCAAGUUUUCAUGAGGAUAUGGAGGAAAUGUGAUCCUUCCUUCUACGAUUUCUUGUCUGACUUCUUUCAAAUUAACGAUAAAACUAUACACAAUACCAAUGUACUUGUCGCUGUUGUACGACAUAUUUAACCUUCUCAGC